CCGCCUCUGCCACUGCCACCACAGCCGCCACGCCGCCAUUAGCCUGCCUCCGGAGCUGGCUAAGUGCUUUCCAGUGUCCGACGUGAAGGAGGAACAUUAGGGUAAAAGCCCACAUUACCGAGGCAAGCUGGAGUUCGCCCGCUACGGUCUCUUCAAGUUCUGCUGGCACUGUGGCACCGACCUCACCCAGCCUGGCACUCUCCCUCCGCCAGCAGAGCCACUUGACGCCUCGCUCCUUCACCACCACCACCACCACCACCAGGAGAUCGAGAUGAAGGCUGCCGAAGUAAACAGGGAACGCUUCGCCAUCAACAAGUCCUACAGCAUCGAGAAUGGCUACCCAGCACGCCGCCGCUCGCUGGUGGACGACGCAAAGUUCGAGUCGACGAUCAACAAGCAGCGGCAGCAGUCCUGGAUCGAGGAGGCCCAGCGUCUAUCCCGCGACGGGGAGGUGAGCGAGGAGGAGGUGUUCCUGGUGCAGAGUCCUGGGGAGCCCGACGCCCCGCAGACGGUGGCGCUGGUGGUGUCGCUGCUGGACGGCAUCUCGGCGCUGCCCCGCGUCAUCAAGACCAUCGAGAACUUCAAGGGCACCGUCGUCCACGUGGAGAGCCGCCCGGCGUCCCGCAAGGGGGUGGCUUUCGACGUUCUCUUCCGCAUCGACAUCCUGCGGGAGCCGUUGCUGAGCCUCCUGAAGAGCCUGCGUCAAGGCGCCUCCAUCGCCGCCGUCAGACUCCUCUCCGAGCACCACUCCUCCAUCAAGGAGCCAUGGUUCCCGAAGCACAUUAGCGAGCUGGACAUGUGUAACCACCUCAUGACCAAGUACGAGCCCGACCUGGACAUGGACCACCCCGGCUUCGCGGACCAGGAGUACCGCGCCCGGAGGAAGCAGAUCGCGGACAUCGCCUUCUCCUAUACUUACGGCGAGCCCAUCCCCCGCGUGGAGUACCGCCCCGAGGAGAUCGCUACCUGGGGCGCGGUGUUUCAUGAGCUGGACCGCCUGGUGCCCACCCACGCCUGCCGCCAGUACCGCGAGGUGUGGGACAUCCUGAAGAGGGAGUGCGGGUACGACGCCGACCAAAUCCCGCAGCUGGAAGACGUCUCGCGGUUCAUGAAGAAACGCACGGGGUUCAGCCUGAGGCCCGCCGCAGGACUUCUCACAGCGAGGGACUUCCUGGCUUCCCUCGCCUUCAGAGUGUUUCAGUGCACGCAGUACAUCCGCCACCACUCCUCGCCCCACCACUCCCCCGAGCCGGACGCCAUCCACGAGCUGCUGGGCCACGCGCCGCUUCUCGCCCAGCCCGCCUUCGCCCAGUUCUCGCAGGAGCUUGGCCUCGCCUCCCUCGGGGCCUCGGACGAAGAGAUUGAAAAGUUUGCAACGAUGUACUGGUUCACGGUGGAGUUCGGCCUGUGUCGGGAGAACGGCGAGGUGCGGGCGUGGGGCGCGGGCCUCCUCAGCAGCUUUGGUGAGCUGCAGCACUCGCUCUCCGACAAGCCUGAGAGACGCGAGUUCGAGCCCUCCCUGACCGCCGUGCAGCCGUACCAAGACCAGGAUUACCAAGACGUGUACUACGUGGCUGAGGGGGUGGAAGACGCCAUGGAGAAGUUCAGGCAAUGGACCUUCAAGACCCUGUCGCGGCCCUAUGAGGUGCACUACGACCCCUUCAGCCAGACGGUGCAGGUGCUGGACUCGGUGCACAAGCUGGAGGGCCUCGCCGCCUCGCUCAGCACGGAGGUCUCGCGGCUCAACAACUCCCUCGCCAAGAUGAAGUUCUGAGCGCCGCGCGGACACCAAGGACGAGGAGGGAAGAGGAGGAACUUGGGAACCUCAUCAGAAAUGUCUCAGUUGAGCGUAGAAAACACAGCCUUGGCCAAUACUGGCCCCACAUCAUAACGAAGAGUUGCCUGGCACCCAGGGCUGCCCUUCCUGCUCCCAUCAUCAGACCCUGGAGACAGUCGCCCCACCAAGAAUAAGACUUUUGAAGGAUUUUAUCAACACUAGUCAGACUUAGCUAUGAAGUCCAGUUGGGCGGGGUCUGCUCGGGAAGUCUCCUGGCCACAGUACUGGCAAACCCAACCUUCAGAGUAAGGACAGCCUUCAGAGUAGCUGUCAUUGCACAUGGAGGGGACAGAGGAAGUGACAUGGUGUCUUUCAUUGCUGACAAUGUUGGAAAGCAACUGUCACGUUUUAUGGAAUUUAUACAAUUCAUAGCUAUUAUUCUAAAAAGCGAGACAUUCAUAGCACUAUAUAGCUCUAUUGAAUGUGUACAGAAUAUUUAAUACACAAUAUCAAAUAGUAAAUAGCUGAUAUAUGGGAGAGAGUUAUAUAUUAGGGGUAAUACGGUAUCGCUGUGGAGAGGCUCGGGCCCCACCCAAAUGGACUUCAUAUAUGUGUCUAACUAUAACACUCCUUGUUGAUUUAAAGAUACUAAGGAGCAUCCUGCCUACGACUUAAACUCUUUCAAGAGGAGGGUAUCAGGACACCUCUCCUCCCGAAAUUGACCUAUCUUUCGGCCACCUCUUUGGAUUCUUUUUAGGAGCAGUGAGUAGCGGGCUUUUUUUUUAUUAAUGUUUGCUUUUUGUGUGCCCUUGAACUGUCUCCUUUGCUGUAAAAAAAAAAAAAAAAAAAAAAAGUCUACUCAUUCAGUCAACGGGUUAUGUUCCCACAGCGCUGAGUCACAUUGCACCUCACUCUCUGACAAUUUUAAAUCAUGGUAAAUAGAAAACAUUUGUGAGAAGUUGAUAAUGUAGCCCUUACUCAGGGUCUUGGGGUAAAUUACUUAGCCAAUUUGUUCGCUGUCGUUGCUGACUUUUCUCUUUUUUUUUUUUUCCAUGUCAUUCAUAGUAUUUUUCCAUUUCUCCAUCCCUUUCAAUCCAUUGCCUCUCCUAAUUUUCAGUACAGGUGAACCAAUUUAAAAUUCAUUAAUUAUAAUAGGAUUAUAAAUUAUAAUCCUAUAUUGAAUAAAUUGCAAGGUAGAGAACAAAAUGGGUUAAGCAAGAAGAAUGGUUUAUGUUGAAAGUGCUUUGAUAAAUAGGAAGAGGCGAGAUGUGAGGAAAAACUUACAUAGAAGGAUAGAAAGGAUUCUGCAGAGGAAAUGCAAAGGGAAAGAAAGUUAAAUGUCAGAAGAAAUGAAACUAACGAAGAGAGAGAGAGAGAGAGAGAGAGAGAGAGAGAGAGAGAGAGAGUUACCAUGUAGUCCCCUCCUGGUGACCUCCUUGAGUCGAGGCUGGCAAAAAGAGGUCACCUGGAGGUCACCUAAUGUUAGGGAUCAUCAUCAUCAACAGCCCAUAAUUUAUGGUCAUAUUUUAGAAAACCUCAGGAACCCCUGCCUGUCACAUAAGCACUUUUUUUUAAAUAGUACAUUUAGCACUUUUUUCAAAUAAAGGAACAGAACAGGAGACAGCCUUGCAAGCUUUCCCAGACUUUCUUCCCUAGACUGAUGCCUCUCAUUCAGUGUGUUCACGGUUCUCAGCAUGUUACUUUAAUUACUCUCAGUUUAAUUUGAAUUCCCAGGACUCAUACAUUUGCCGUGUUAUGUAGUAAUAGCUGUAUGUUUUUACCAGAUAACAAAUAUCCUGAAUAUUUACUUGAUUUUCAUUAAUGUUCAGAAAGUUAUGCCAAGUGCCAAAGUCUACUACUACCUAUAUGUACAGCGUUAAUGCUUUUCGCCUCUUGUUAAAUUGUAGUGGGAGCGAGGUCCCAGAUUCAGACUUGUUUUAUUCCUAUUUUACCAACUGAGAGCAAGCACAGGUGUCAAGGAGGUACUGCAGAAGCUCGAGUUAGUGAACUAAUUCAGCCAAGCACCAGUAUUAAGGGUAGAGCAGCCCUGAGAUGCACAGGUUGAAUUCAUCCAUCUGUCAAAUAUUGGCCCUGUUGUUUUGGGCUAAGGCAGAGAUUGCCAUUCAUGAGUACAUCACCCCAUUAAAUUCUCUUUAGAUUUCAUGGGGUAACGAGUGACCAUUUUUCUUCUUAAAUUAAACUGAUCUCUCACAUAGAACUCUACCUGUCAGGCUUCUAGAUGUCAGAAAUUGAAAUCCAAAAUUUAACCUCCGUGAUAACAGCAUAGUCUCCUCUGAGGGUUGUAUGAGCUGUAAAAGUCUUGAAAUAAUGAAAGAAAUUAGUUGUUCCUUCAAAAACAAUGUUUAUGUUACAGGAUGAGCCAGAGCUAUACUAAAUUAUCUUCAGCAAAAUUAAAACUGUCCUAAACCUUUGGGCACUUAAUAUGGAGUCCCCAAUUAAAACUUGCUAAAGCUUGGGGAUCUCAUUUAAGUAUAAUUUUUAAUGUCAAAUCCAUCGGGUUCUGGUUUUCUACUGUUUGGAGAUUAAACCCUCUUGUUGGCACUGAAGACCACCCAUCAACCCAGACUCUAGUCCAGCAUUUCCCAACCUGGGGGAAAUUUCAGGAUUCCAGGGGGGAAUUUUAACCUAAGGGAAAUAUCAGUUACUGGCAAUUAGUCGAUAGAGUUGAGGAUUACAUAAAAAGGGGUAAAAGAGGGAUGCGAGGACUUAGGUGUGCGAGAAAUGUAUAUUUUGAGAGGGAAAAUUGAAGACUCUUCUGUUAUGGCCACCCCCUUGGAGGGAGUUCCCGGCAGAAACAGGGCGUCAGAGCUAUUAAUUGAUUGAUUUGUGUCAUUAGGAAGUAAAUUUUGUGCUUGGCUACUAUUUGUUUAUUAAGUUAUUUGUGUUAUUAAGCAAGUAAAUUUUGUGUUUUGGC
Messenger RNA from Eriocheir sinensis (Chinese mitten crab), 4712 nucleotides. It is a transcript of the gene ple, whose product is annotated as tyrosine 3-monooxygenase-like. Gene Ontology annotation, cellular component: axon; cytoplasm; perikaryon. Gene Ontology annotation, biological process: dopamine biosynthetic process from tyrosine. Gene Ontology annotation, molecular function: tyrosine 3-monooxygenase activity; iron ion binding. NCBI's taxonomy places the organism in Eukaryota, Metazoa, Arthropoda, Malacostraca, Decapoda, Varunidae. Bases 272 to 1774 code for a protein of 500 amino acids. The transcript is spliced from 12 exons. The record is from RefSeq and is a predicted model, not a curated record.